AUGGCGUCCGAGGCCGACACCGACGCCUUUCCCUCGGAGCGCCCCUACCGCUCUCACCUCCGCCCGGCGUGUCUGGCUUGCCGGAAACGCAAGUCUCGGUGCAACGUCGAUCGAAGCGGAGGGACAUGCUUAACCUGUCGAGCCCACGGCACGUCAUGCGAGUUCCCCCCGGCCCCCGUCGGCACCUCUCCGCGGCCAUCGAAGAAUGCGUGGAGGAAUGCUCAGGUAUCCCGCAAGUCGAGGGACCUGAGCAGUCACCGCCGCUCAUCCUCGCCAUCCCGGAUAGCAGCCACAACAACAGCAACAACACAAGUCUCAACCGCCGAGCUUCAUCUUAACCUCAACCCCCCGGCAGCAACUCAUCUGCCCCUUGCUCAUGCUGACGCUGGGUUGGCGGCCAGGGGGAAAUCGAGGUCUUCGGAUAGGCAGUUCCCUUCGGUAUCAUCGCCCCAUGACACCCGCUACCCUGAGCCUAUCGGCGGCGGCGGCGAGGACGAGGCACACAUCGUGGGGCCGGCCGACAUCGAGGACACCCAGGUCCUGUCCACCUACCUCUCCAAUGACUCGUCGGUCCUUGACAGGAGCUUGCGCACCAGGAUAUCGGGUACCAGUCCGCGAAACGACAACAGAAGCGGCGGCGGCGUUCGGAAACCCGUCGUGUUCACAACGGUGAGGAAGCAGCCGCUGGGCGUGCCAGACGACCGCAACCCGGCGUUUUUGAAAUGCCAGAUCAUCGAGAAGCUUCUGGAGCCCAUGCUGCCAGACAUUGUCGAGCUCUUCUUCGAGAAACCCAACCGGUGUUUCCCUCUCCUCGACAGACACUCCUUUGAGAGACGCUUCGCCGAGGACCGCCGGCACAUCUCGCCCGCCCUGCUGUCGAGCCUUUACGCGCACACCAUGACGUACUGGGCCCAGUCGCCGCGCCUCGCCGUCCAGCACCGCCCGGACACGAGGUUCAUCUGGAACCAGACCAACGACGCGCUGUACUCGGAGAUCCACCUCUCGCCCGGCAUCUCGACGCUGCUGGCCAUCCUGCUCAACAUCGCCGGCCGGCCCCUGACCUCCAUCAUCGGCAACGGCCUCCUGCUGGGCUCGGCCAUCUCGCUGUGCCACUCGCUCGGCCUGAACCGGGACUCGUCCGACUGGGACAUCCCCGAGGCCGAGAAGCUGCUCCGCACCAAGAUCUGGUGGGCCAUCUUUGUGUACGACAAGUGGUCGAGUCUGGCGUACGGCACGCCGCCCCAGCUGCGAAGCGGCCAGUACGACGUGUCGAUCCCCGGCUUGGAGCAGCUCUGCGGCCCAGCAGCCAACCCGGUCGACUACGAGGCGACGUCGGUCUAUCUCGCCUUCGUCUCGCUCUCCCGGUUCCUCGACAGGUACCUGGAGCACAUCUACGACCUCGACAAGGCGUUGCCCACGGGUCCCUGUGACCUCGAGGUCCUGCUGACGCAGUGGGAAGACUCCCUCGGCCCGAGCUUGCGCCGGCGUAUCAUCCGCGGCGGCGACAGGCUCGACAUCCCCGGGUCGGCGAACCUCCGCCUGGCGUAUCUUUACAUCAAGCUGCUCCUCCGCAAGUGGGAGUUGGACGCGGAAAAGGCCGCUAGCGCCGCCGCCGCCACCGAUGCCGCUCCCGAACACGCGACGUUCUCGUCGAUUCCCAUGCGGUGCUACCUCGAGGUCCGCCGCGCCGCCGAAGAGAUCGUCCUGCUCGUCCAGGAGCUUAGGGACCCCCAGCUCGGCGACUACUGGCUGCCCUUACUCACCUUCGCCUUCACGUCCACGACCAAGUUCCUCCUCCGCUGCGCACUCGAGACGGAGAACACCAUUGGCGGCAUCGCCCAGAGCAUGUCGCUCAAGCUGGCGCGCGACCUCGUCGACGCCCUGCGGGGCCACCGCCAGAGGGGGUGGGACGUCGGCGACCUCUGCAUCGCGCAGUACUCCGACGUCGUCGAGAAGCUGGCGACGUCCACCUCCGGCGCCGGCCUGGCGGAGCAGCCCGUCGACGUGCCCGAGCUGCAGGAGUAUCUGUCGACGAGCGUGCCGGACAUUGAUGAGCUGUUCCCGAGCCUGUGGGACAUGUUCGGCACCACUUGA
Molecule: messenger RNA, 2094 nt
Organism: Colletotrichum destructivum
Lineage: Eukaryota; Fungi; Ascomycota; Sordariomycetes; Glomerellales; Glomerellaceae
Exons: 3
Coding region: 1-2094 (697 amino acids)
Biological process (GO): DNA-templated transcription
Cellular component (GO): nucleus
Molecular function (GO): zinc ion binding; DNA-binding transcription factor activity, RNA polymerase II-specific; DNA binding
Source: RefSeq, a predicted model, not a curated record